Felis catus (domestic cat) is the source of this 2475-nucleotide messenger RNA. It is a transcript of the gene CDIP1, whose product is annotated as cell death inducing p53 target 1. The transcript is spliced from 3 exons. Bases 1 to 705 code for a protein of 234 amino acids. Gene Ontology annotation, biological process: intrinsic apoptotic signaling pathway in response to DNA damage by p53 class mediator; tumor necrosis factor-mediated signaling pathway. The record is from RefSeq and is a predicted model, not a curated record. NCBI's taxonomy places the organism in Eukaryota, Metazoa, Chordata, Mammalia, Carnivora, Felidae. Gene Ontology annotation, molecular function: zinc ion binding.
AUGACCUCGGACCGCGGAGCCCCCAGCCCCCGCCUGCGGCGCCUGCGCGGUGCAUGUCGGGCACUGUGGUCUCCCCGGCCCGCGGAGCGCGCCUCAGGCGCACAGACGGACUACAUCUCCCAGAGACCUUUGGGCGGGCGGGGGGCGGUGUGCGCGCAAAGCCCCGCGGGGCUGAGGGUCUUGUCCUCCCAGCGCCUGGACCCCGGCCUGUUUUGGCGUUCGCUCGGCCUCGGGCGCCCGGCCUCCCGAGGAUUGAGGAGGAAUAUGCCUACAUUUAUGAGCCUUUUUGGGAAGGAACCAGUCAAAGGAGCCGCUCAUCCUAGAAAAAUUAGAAACUACAGGUCUGGCUGCAUUUACGAGGAAACCCAAAGAAACCAACUUAAAGCAAGUUUGUUUCUUUCUCACACGGAAGAGACGGGAAGUGGUAAUCUCAGUGCCUGUGUGGUGUCUCUGGUCUUCCACGGCCUGGGCACCGUCACGUGUCUUUGGUGUGGCUUCCAUGCCCAGGGUCACCUCGUGGUCAAGCAUGGCUCUGGGAGCUGCUGCAUCCAUAUUCCAGGCAGCGGACAGGAGGGCAGGAGGACGAAAGGUGGCUCCCCUCUAGCACCUUCCUGCCAGUCCUUACAUCACUACUCUAUGACUCACUGGCCAGAGUGUAGUCGUGUGGUCACAGGUGACUGGACAAAAGGCUUGGGAGUAUCUUAGCUAAGACGUUGUUGCCCUGAAUAAAAAUGGAGUGUGGUGGUCCACGUAAGGAAACUGAGGCUCAGAGAGAUUCAGUAACUUGUCCAAGGUCCUACAGUCUGUCAUAGUGGGCAGGAUGCCAUUGAACCCUGUGCUCUCAAAACUUUAUUGCUGGUUGAGAAAGAAAGUUGACAUCUUUGUUCCUGAAGACUGAGUGGUUGGGGAUGCGGGGCACCAUUUAGGAUCACAGGCCAGGAAAGAAGAGGCCAGGGCGCUGCUGUGGAAGUGCUGUGGGCUUCCCGGCCCUUGACCCUGCCUGUUGGUGCAGCUCCCCCAUGGGGGUCCACCGUCUGUGUGCUCCGGCAGAGCAGCCCCCUGUGGCCGUGCAGCUUGAACAGGGGCUCCAGGCUGGGAUCUGGCCACCCACAGCGGUGCGGCCUCUGUCCUUCACCUGUCACUCCCCAUCCAGCCACUGCUCCCAUCCCCUCCUUGGCCUGCUGGUCUCAUUAACUCCACCCCCUCCUGGCUUGCUCGGAGAGCCAUUCCCUGACCCCCAGAAUGUGUCCAGUUUUUCUGUGCUUUCAAAGUCCCCUAGACUACACUGCACACUUUGUAAUUAGGUUUGGCGUUUGGUGUGGUUAUUUAAUGCCUGUCCUCCCCCGGUUGAUUGUGAGCUUCUGGAAGGCAGGGACUGUGCCGUCACUUCCUGCAUGCUACACAACUACCGCUGUGAACCAACAGUUGGUUACUCCCAGAAGAAGCACCGUCCCACCCUGCAAGGACCUCUGUGAAGUGGCGAUCACACAGACUGUUAAGCCCAGCCCGGGGGGCUUGGGAUAACAGAACAGUGCAUGGUGUUGCCCCGGAAGUCUGUGACUGUCCCUGGCAAGUAAGUCCCCCAGUCAUUGACACCUCCCGUUGGCCUCGUCCUUCCGUGGCUUCUCCACAUCCAUGUCUCAGUUCUCACACAGCCUCCAGGGAGGUCAGGUAAGGUUGGGAUGAUGCACUCACAUGUGGGCCGGGCCUCCUGUGAGGGGGUUCAGCAGGGGGCAACGCAGGCUCUCCUUCCCCCUUUUCUGGGUGGCUUUUGGACACCGAGAGGGUGUUUGGCUUGUGUACCCCGGGCCUCUAACCUUCCUGGGCAGCGGGUGCCCAUCUGUCCAGCACGUGGGAGGCUGUGGGCAACAUGGAAAGCUGAGUUUCCCCAACAAAUCCCAAAGUCCUGCUCCAAGCCAGGUACCUGGAACAUGCAUCCUGGGGACAGAGGAGCCCCUCUGGGGCCAGCUGGCUUCCUAGUGCCACUGCUGCCAGGAAGGUGGUUCCUCCAGAGGGGGGCAGUGCGCAGGCCAGCCCGCCUUCAGAAAGGUCCCGCAGCUGCUGCCGCCCGGCCACCUUGCCCCAGGCUUUCGGGCAGAUGCCCAGAGUGUCCGGGCUGAGCACCCUUUCCAGGGGCGUCACUGCCUGUGAAGGUGGGCCCUUUGGGAGCAGCCGUCUGGUACCUCGUACAUAGCAUCUCUUCAGGAGUCCCACGGAGCAAGUGGCCUCAACUUGGCUCUGUCACCAAGGAACUCUGCGGGGCUGAGCUACUCAGAGGGGGUUUGGUUCUGAGACACCCCAGGAUCCUGUGGGGAGCACACACCGGGACCCCCGCAGUUGUAGGGGCAGGAGCUGUGUGGCAGAGAUUCCGAGUCACCCCAGGAUCCUGUGGGGAGCACGCACCGGGACACCCACAGUUGUAGGGGCAGGAGCUGCAUGGCAGAGGCCUUGGUGCCUGUUUCCUUUUCUUUCCUG